Leptidea sinapis is the source of this 1839-nucleotide messenger RNA. RefSeq lists its product as uncharacterized. Lineage: Eukaryota; Metazoa; Arthropoda; Insecta; Lepidoptera; Pieridae. The transcript is spliced from 3 exons. The record is from RefSeq and is a predicted model, not a curated record. Gene Ontology annotation, cellular component: nucleus. Gene Ontology annotation, biological process: chromatin remodeling. Gene Ontology annotation, molecular function: catalytic activity. Bases 1 to 1839 code for a protein of 612 amino acids.
AUGGAUAGGUGUACCAUUAGGUGCACCAGUGUAGCUGUUACCAAAUCUGCUUGCAGACUUCUUGUGGUAAAUCUGAUAUUGAAAUUAAAGGGGGGUACCGGCAGAGCCGGAGAAUCCCCUCCUCCUCCUGUAUCUGCAGGACGAGGCUGCUCCUCGUAUUCUGGGGGGAGCAACCUAACAGCUGUAGGCGGCGACGAUAUUCGCCAUACGUCACGCCAAAACCUAAGUCCAAAUUGUUCUCGCCGGGGCGGAAAGUGGGCAUCGGAAUGCCGUUUUGCGACUUUGAAUGUUAGAGGAGGAAUGAAUGAGAAACUGGAUGAAAUUUACGAGUUAAUGAAUGAAAGAAAAUUAGAUGUGCUGUGUGUGAAUGAGACAAAACGUAAAGGGAAAGAGAUACUGACGCGCGGCCCGUUCACAGAAAUAUGGUCGGGAGUUCCAGAUGAAGAACAUGGCAGUAAAGGCGUCGGUAUACUUCUUUCAGAGCAAAUGUCAGAAUGCAUGCGAGAGUAUGAGUGCGUAAGUCCCCGCCUUAUCUGGGUCCGAUUGAAAGUAGGUCUGACACCUCUAUUUUUGGUAGGUGUAUACGCUCCGGACUCUUCCCAUAGUAAGGCGGCAAGAGAAGAAUUUUGGGAACAAACGAGAGAGGUUUUGUUAUUGCGUAAGUUGAAUGAACGUAUUGUCAUGCUUGGAGAUUUCAAUGCAAGGGUUGGAGUGAAGCGUGAUGGGUAUGAAAAUGUGCUUGGGACGUUUGGGGAUAUGAGUGUGAAUGACAACGGCGUAUACUUGUUAGAUAUAUGUGUGGAGAUGGGUCUGUCUGUGAUGAAUACGUGGUUUCAGCAUAAGAUGAUACAUAUGUACACGUGGCAAAAGAAGGAAGGCAAUGUUGUGUUAAGGAGUAUGAUAGAUCUUGUGAUAGUCGAUGAAAGAAUAAAAAUGAAAGUAGUGGAUACUAGAGCCUAUCGUGGACCAGAUGUCGGCACAGAUCACUAUUUGGUAAUUAGCAGAAUAAGUGAUUUGUUUAAGCGCUGGCGGCAUAGAUCAAAAGGGUCAACUACUGAAUUAGAUCGUAUAAAAGUGGAAAGAUUGAAAGAUCAUCAAGUAAAAGAGAUGUAUAAAAAGCAAUUGAGUGAACGGCUAGAAAAAAGCUGGAGUGAUGUUAAUGAGGAAAGUGUGAAUGAUGUAUGGUCGGUAUUUAAAACCAACAUUAUUAAAUGUGCUGAUGAUGUAUGCGGUGUGAGUAAAAGAAGGCGCAAGAAAUGCCAAAAUGCCGACUGGUGGGAUGAUGAAACUAGAAGAAUGGUUGAGGAAAAGAAAAAAGCAUGGCUGGAUGUCUUGGCAAUAGAAGCAACAAAUAGAGCGAGUGGCGGUAUGAAUGAAGAUAAUGUUAAAGAAAUCAAGGACAAAUAUAGAUGCGUGAAAGCGAAAGUUAAAGAAUGUAUAGAGAAGAAAAGGAAUGAGAAAAAGGUGAAAUAUAAGGAACAAUUCGGCGCAAGUUUCCGAGAUAAUAUAAAACUGUUUUGGAAACUCGUGAAAGAAGCGCGGGGAACAAAUAUAAAUUCAUCUAUGAAACUGAUUAGGAAUGAACAAGGUGAGGUCAUACAUGAAGAAAGUAUGAUACUAGAGUGCUGGAAGAAUUAUUUUGAGAACUUAUACGAGAAAGAUGUAAGUGAAAAAGAGCAGGAAGAGAUAAUAGAUAUGUUUGUGGACCCGAGUGAUGAAAUAGGUUUGGAUGAAAUUAUGAAAGCGUUAAGAGGUAUGAGGUCGGGAAAGUCUGCUGGGUAUGAUCGAGUGACGACUGAAAUGUUGAAGGCUGGCGAUGGACUAAUAGCGUGGACUUGA